This is a messenger RNA of Phalacrocorax carbo (great cormorant), 7407 nucleotides long. NCBI's taxonomy places the organism in Eukaryota, Metazoa, Chordata, Aves, Suliformes, Phalacrocoracidae. The record is from RefSeq and is a predicted model, not a curated record.
GAGGCGUGGUCAACCCCGCCCCUCCACGGCGGGACCCCGCCCCCGAAGCCCCCCAUUGGCCCCGGCGCCGUUACCUCCCCUCAGGUCUCGCGAGAUUCUCGCGCGUGGGGAAGGGGGGCGGGGGGGGCGGCUCGCGGAGGGGAGGCGGGAGCCCCAGCGCGAGAGGCAGCCAGCGCGAGGCCCCGGCGGUGGCGGUGCGGCCCGGCCUGGCCCGGCCCUCCCUCAGCUUAGCUCAGCUGCAUGAAAUAUGGGAGACGACAGGCCGUUUGUGUGCAAUGCCCCCGGCUGUGGACAGGCUCGCAGAGGUGCUGUCUCUUCCCUCCUCUAGCGGAAGGAUGCUGCCACUGAAACCAGCUUUCCAGAAGCGCUCGGUAACCACAGCUGCUGCGGCCACCUUCGAGCUGCACGGACUCGGUGCCUUGGCUGCUUUUGAAAGCGUAGCCACGAGCUUUCCAAUGGGAGCAACUGGGCUCCGAGCUCUUCUGAAACCUGGCCCGAGGUUUACAAACGAGGACCACCUGGCGGUUCAUAAACACAAGCAUGAGAUGACAUUGAAAUUCGGCCCUGCUCGAACUGACUCAGUCAUCAUAGCAGAUCAGACUCCGACCCCAACUAGGUUCUUGAAGAACUGCGAAGAAGUGGGACUCUUCAAUGAACUGGCCAGCUCCUUUGAGCACGAGUUCAAGAAAGCCGCGGAGGAUGAUGAGAAAAAGAGUGCCGGAGCCCUGGACAUGUCUCUGCCCUCCACCCCAGACAUCAAGAUAAAGGAGGAAGAGCCGGUGGAGGUGGACUCUUCGCCGCCGGACAGCCCUGCAUCUAACCCGCAGUCACCCCAGAACAAGGAGAAGGAGAUCACCUCCAAGCCUGUAAUCAUUUCUACGCCUACUCCAACCAUCGUGCGUCCAGGCUCGCUGCCACUACACUUGGGUUAUGACCCGCUCCACCCUACGCUGCCUUCCCCAACCUCUGUCAUUACCCAGGCUCCCCCUUCCAACAGACAGCUCGGGUCUCCCACAGGUUCCCUUCCACUUGUCGUGCAGCUUGCAAACGGACAGACUAUGCCCGUCCUCCCAGGCCCUCCCGUACAGAUGCCUUCUGUUAUAUCGCUGGCUCGGCCAAUGUCCAUGGUGCCGAACAUUCCCGGUAUUCCUGGGCCACCCAUCAACAGCAGCGGAUCCAUUUCACCAUCAGGACUUCCAGUGCACUCCGAAACCAAAAUGCGGCUGAAGGCCAGCUUGACGGCAUCUUCCUCACUGAAUGGGAGCAAUCUGGUGGUGGGCUCAGCCAGCACGAUGGUGACCGCACGUCCAGAGCAGAGUCAGAUACUUGUCCAGCACCCUGACGCCCCUUCCCCAGCUCAGCCACAGGUUUCCCCUGCCCAGCCCACCCCCAGCACCGGCGGGCGACGGAGACGCACGGUUGACGAAGACCCGGACGAGCGUCGGCAGCGGUUCCUGGAGCGGAACCGGGCCGCGGCGUCCCGCUGCCGUCAGAAACGCAAGCUCUGGGUGUCCUCCUUGGAAAAGAAAGCCGAGGAGCUCACGACCCAGAACAUCCAGCUGAGCAAUGAAGUUACGCUACUGAGGAACGAAGUUGCUCAGCUUAAACAGCUCCUGCUGGCUCACAAGGACUGCCCCGUCACUGCACUACAGAAGAAAACACAGGGCUAUCUCGAAAGCCCAAAGGAGAGCUCUGAGCCCACCGGCUCCCCUGCUCCCGUCAUCCAGCACAGCUCCGUGACGGCCUCCCCCAACGGGCUCAGCGUCCGCUCGGCGGCAGAAGCGGUUGCCACGUCGGUGCUCACUCAGAUGGCGAGCCAAAGGACAGAACUGAGCAUGCCGAUACCGUCACACGUCAUCAUGGCUCCACAGUCGCAGUCUGCUGGCAGAUGAUGUCGCAGCCUGUGCGUGUGACACGGAGCUCACCGCGAACUCGCAGCCGGAGAGACUGACCCUAACCAAGUCCCUGAUGAGUGGGGGCCGAUAAGGAUUUUAUUUUUUUCUUUAUUUCCCCUCCCCCCCGUUUUUUUCAAGUGAGUUAAGGGCAGCUAUGGCGCUUCUUACACCGCAUAGCCUGUACAGAUCCUGGCCCCCAACCUCUGCCCUGCCGUCGCCCGUCCCCGCAGGACGGCCGCGGAUCGAGCGCUUUUCUCGAUCCUUCGGUUGACGAUCCGUCAACUCGCAGAGUCAUCCGAACAGACAGAGCCUCACUUUGAGAAGCACCUUGAAAGGUUCGCUUUCAGGUAUCGGUUACAUUAACACUAAACCUCCAUGCUCGGCGGAUCCCCUUGGCGCUUUCACUCUUCCAGGGCCCCCCCACCCCCUCCUCCUCCACUCUCGGCAAAGGAGAACGUAGCUCUUGGGAGGCUGUGACAUUUAGUCGUGCUGUCAAUGUAUUUUAUUUUUAACAGCAUGCUGCUUCCAGGCAUCUGCUCCCCCCCCCGCUCUAGCUACCUGAAACAUUGCACCUUCGCACAAGAAGCCUCCUUGAGCUCUGAGGUUAAAGGGAUCGAGGUUAGUCUCGUCACGCGCUAACUCCCGAGACGCCAGCGACAGAUUUUGGACACGCUGGGAGUGUAAUCGCUGUAAAUUGGUUCGUGCCCAACGACUGGGAGAGGGAGACGCAGGGCCCGGGGGGGGGGACACGCGCGUGUUCCUGGUCGCUUGUGCCACGCCGAGAGCUGCAGACGUUCACGCGCUGCUCUCGUGACGGGACGCUGUGGGUGCUGGAGAAAAGGCACCGGCCGGUCUAGCAGCGGAGGGGCCGCUCUCAGUCUUCCUUAGGGUAAAUUGGUGCUGAUGUGCGUCGGCUGGGACCGGUGCGAAGGCGCUCUGGGAGGUACACGAAAGGAUGAGCCCAGCCCAGCAAUAAUGUGAGCCCCAGAAUUCAUCAUCUGCUCCCAAAUCCACUGUACACCUUAGCAAACAAAUCCCUCCAUUUCCAAGGAUCAUCUCCUUUACACAUAACCUCGAUGACCUUAAUAACGGUGGCCUUAAAUCACGAAUUAAUUGCCUGUUCCAAGGGGAGGGAGCACAAAGCGGGGUUUCUCUUUGCCCAGUCUUUUACCUCUUCUUCAUGAUUAUCUUCCACUCUCGGUGAUGGAGCAUCCGUUGCUUCCAGCCAGAGCAAACAAAGGAUUCACAGAGCUUCCAGUUUCUUAGGGCAGGUUAAAAGCCCAGCCUAAAUGUUGAAGGACGCUUGGAAUCGGGUCCGCUUUCUUGCUGGGCAGGCGUAGCACGCCUGUGUGUCUGUGCGUGCUUCCCGAGGCCGCCGCUGGCCCCAGGGCAGGCGGCUGGAGUUGCUAGUUUGGAAACGGGAAGGGGUGCGUGCUGUGUGCCUGCGGGCUCUUGCAAGGAACCUUGUCGAAGCCCGUGGCGCUGCGUCAGCCCUUGGUCUUCCUCUCCGUCUCGGGAGUUCCCUCCUCACCUGAGCUCUCGCCCACCUCAGGUUGCACUCGCCACUUUUGAGCCAAGUUUGUUUGUCAAAGUGAUUUUGUUUGGCUUAUCCAGACUUGGAAGGUUUCCAGGGACAGCAAAACCCAAAGCAAAGUCUGAGCAAGGAACCGUGUCCCGUUACGGACAGGGAAGUUCAGCGGUUUGGUUUUCCUAUCGACGGGAUCUGUCUUCUCCCCCCUUCCCCUCCCUUUCAGGUUUUCCUCGACUUCUUGGCAGUGUCGGCCGCGGCGUUUGCUGGGUUGGGUUUGUCUCGGCGCGGUGCAGCUCUCGUGCUCUCCCGGUUUCUCUUGCUCAUCUCGAGCAUCAUCUUGUGCGUAACCAGGGUCAGUUCUGGCCCCGGCAGUUUGUGCUUCUGGUUCGGAUCCUGCGUAGCCCCCCCAGACCCACCUUUUGUUGCUGUAAAGCCCUUUCUGCAGGGUCUGUGUGUGGAAAGAUGUGUUGGUUUUUACUCUCCAGACACGGUAUGUGUUUCAGUCGCGAGAGCGAGCUGGGAGGAGAGGACAUGGUGGGGGUUUGGCACAUCUUAAAGCCGUCUGACCUGGACAAAAAGGGGUUCAUCCAGGUGAGGCACAGCAGGGGAUCAGGACCUUUUUUGGGGGGCCAGGAUCUCAGGCAGAGGGUUUGCAGGAGGUACAAGAACCAGCCCAGCUCUGCUUCCUAUCUUGGAGCCACUGCUGGAUGCAGGUUGUGGAGAGGGAACGGCAGAAAACCCCGCGCUCCUUCACAUGGCCCAAAAAGGUGUAAAAAUGACCCGUCUUGCAGCAAAGGGAUUUGUUCUGGUCUUCAGAUCUGCUGGGUUUGCUUCAGGGGGCUUUGAAACAAGUCUCUCUCUUUCUUUCUUCGUCGGGGAAGAGCAAGAACGACAAAGAUGUGUUGUAAACAUUUGCUUUGUUGGGUCCCUGUCCCUUGGCGCGUGGUGCUCGGAGCCAGGACAGCGUACGAGGAGCGAGCGGUUGCGUGUCCAGCAGCGCCGACGGCGGCUCACCAGCUCCUCCUAGGCUCACCGAGCGUUCGGCUCCUGCAGAAACACCCUGUCUGUCGAGGAAAAGUGUUUGUGGAAAGGAGAGGGAAGGAGGAAUUGAGCUCUGGGCUGAUCCCGCUGCUCGUUCCUCGUUUACUUGGUGGCGUCAGGGUCUGGUGGGUGAGGCAGAGGCGAGGAGCAGCCGGUGGCGUUGCUGGUGGGGUUGGAAGGAGGGACCGAAGGGCGACAGUGGCGAGGCUACAAAUCCAGGGCAGUGAGGCACGCGGCGGUGCUCGCAUCGAACGCAGCAGCUUCCCCGAGCUCUUAUUUUUAACUUCAGUGACUAAAAGUGACCCAAUUUUGCAUGGUGGGAGAGCCGAGAUGGCCCAGCCUGCCCGCGACUCACCUGCGUCCCACGACAGGGCUUUCCCUGCCCUGACCGCUCCCACCCUUGAAACCUCGUAGCACCAUCAGGUAGCUCAGACCUCGCCGGUGACGAGUCGGGGGGGUUCUCCCCAUCCCGCCGUGCCUCGGUGCUCGGGACGCCGUCGGCGCUUGCACUCCAGCAUCUCCCCAUGUCAGCGCCCCUCCUCCUGCGCGCGCUUAGUGUCUUGAAAAAUGUGCAAACCCAUGAAAACGCGGUCGGAAAGCUCCAAACGUGGGCAGCGAUAAUCAGGGAACAAGUGUUUGACCAUACCUUAGCGUUGUUUUGUUUUUAAUCAACAGGGUUGCAGCUUUCCCGGGUCCCCUUCGGGUGCGUUUUACCCCCCCAGCAGUGUUCAACACCUGCACCGCUGCUGCAAAAGCAGGUCCCGGAGCAGGGCUCAGGUCCCAGUUUCUCUUGCCCACAGCAUCCCUGCUUGCGGGGAGGGAAGCAGGAAUCCUCCCAGCCCGGGCAGGCUGAGUCCACGAUGGGGAAGGUAGCCAAAACUCCCAGCAUGACCCUCAGCGGCCACGUCUUCCUGGGGCAAUGGGGGGAAUUCUCCGACGCCAUCCCGGUGCGAUGGAUGGACGUCCCAAGCCAUAAAUGCCGCUUUGGGGCAGAUGGGUGAGGCUCGUCCUCCCCGGCAGAGACGAUGCCGAGUCGGUCUUAAACCUCAGAAGGAGCUGAGCGUCUCGGCGCCGGGGUGGCUGCCGCUUUCCCAGCGGGAGGGACAGGUUUGGUUUGUAAGAGGUGACUCUCCCCAGGCUCUCCGGAGAGGAGGGUGCCUGGAGAGCACGUUUUUCACCAGCGCUAUUUCUAGCAGCUCCGUGCCGAUGGAGCGGCCGGGCGUGGACACGUCGGGCUCCCGGGUAAUAAAAAGCCGGGGUCGGUGUGGUCUCCUCUCCCAGAGCCAAGCUGCCCGUGCUGCUCCCGGGGAGCCAAUGGGCGCCGAGGCCUGGAAAUCCCUUCUGAGCGCUUCUAACAGCUCUGAAGAGCCGAGUGGCCACUGGGUGUCUGCCCCACGUCAUCUCCUCCUCCCUCAGAGCCUCUCCUGGAGGCAGUUGCUUCUCCAGGCCGGUGCAGCAGUGGCUGUAGAGGACGCGCUUUGGUUUUGGUCGUUGUUUUUUGGUUGGGAAGAUGGACUUUGGGGCAGGUCGGUGAUGCAGGGCUCCCCCCAGGAGCCGGGAGGGUGAAAGCAGUGGCUUUUUUCUUCUCCUUCCCAUGCUGGUUCAACUCUUGCUUGAAGACUUUGUGGGCAUCUUCGGGUGAGGCCAAAAACACCCACCCCGAUUUCUGCUCUAGGAUGAUUUCUCCUGUUUUUCAGAGGCUGCCGGGGGAUGGCAGCCGGCUCCGCUCGCCGGGCGCCUGCACCUCCCUCUGCCAGCCCUCCUGCCGCGGUGCCUUAACCGACACCCCGCUCGGUGCCGGUGUCAGCCCUGUGGCUCCUCCCGCGCCGUCCCCCAGACCCCGUCUCUGCGGUAGCCGUGUCGCCGGCGACCUCCUUCCCGCCGCCGUGGCCUAACUGAUGGUGGGAGAGGGGGGAAGAGCGAUAGUGGGGCUCCUCGCAGGAACGUGGAAAAGCCUGGCAGGGUUUAAGGGUCGCGAUCGAGUCGGGGAGAGCCCGAACGGCGGCGGCGGCUGUUGGGAGUCUGGGGAUUUUAUCGCUUCGCCUUCGCUUUAACAUCAAAUGGAAACAAAUGGCUGAAAACCACAUCCCGGCGCAGCCGAACCCGGGAGGGCUCGUGAUGGAGGGGAGCUCACCCUCCGGCGGAGAUAAGGGAUUGUCGGGGUUCAGUGCUGCCUUUUUCCCCCCCAAACUGGCUCCUCGGUUCUGGAUUUCGAUGCUCAGCCAGGAAAUGUGUCGUUUUUUGGUCUGGCGGACCCGUUUCUGUUUGGUUUCCUCCCGCCCCCCCGGUUUCGUGCGCACGCGGGCUCCGGCAGCGGUGAUGCUCUUUCGGCCCUGAAACAAGCCCAGGAGGUGACAGAGGGACCCCGACGGUCCCCGGGGCUGCAGGACCCCGUUUCCCCCACCCCCACCCCACCCCAGCUGCUUUUUACGACGAGCUUUGACGAUCAAUAACGGAAGAAGCCAAGAAAAAGGAAAUCCCCCGAAAAGCGUAACCACGAGGGUGUAGUAUCUAUAAAAAAAUUACAUAUCUAUGAGUAUAUACAGACCUAUAUAGACAUAUAUCAACUUCCUGAACGGAUGCGCAGCUCCUUACGCAACGAAAUGGUGUUUUGGUUUUUUUUUGGUUUUUUUUUGUUUUCUUUUGGUUUUUUUUCUAGCUGUACCCCUUGCCGCGGCCCCCCCGGGGCCCCGAGGGACGACCCCCCCCCCCCCCCCCCCCCCCCCCGCCCUCCGCACGGGCUUCUGUGAGCGGGUCCUCACAGCCCCCUCCCACACACACACCCCCCACCCGCGGGGGCCCGGGGACACGGUGGGGGGACGCGGGGACACACACACACGUCCCAGCCACCCCCCGCCCCCGCCCUCGGCCGCGUCGUACCAAACAUGUAAUGUGCCUUUUAUUUAUGCUGCAAAUAUAACAUUAAAAUAUUACCCAGGA